AUGCCUCCACCGGCUAUGGUGACAGGCUCGGCGGCCUCCUCGGCCUCCUCGGCCUCCUCGAGCGAGGUCACUCUCACUGAAGAGAAGACCAUCGAAAAGUACCAAUCUCGAGAGAUAGGUUCAAGCGAGACCACUAGGCCAGAUGACAUGGACCUCGAGGCGCAGACUGCGCAACCCAAGCCCAAAUUGUUUGCCUCGACACGCUAUGCCAUUCUCACCAUAUACCGACGUCUGUUCACGCUAGUAUUCCUAGCCAACGUCGCCGUCUUUGUGGCCGUCAUGACCACAGAACAGAAGCUCUUAGCCCUGGUCAAUGCCACCGCCGCCAACCUGCUCGCUUGUGGUCUGGCCCGGCAACCACUAGUCGUCAACGCCAUCUUCCUAGUUGUGUGCUCGAUGCCGAGGUCAGCACCACUGCCCCUGCGCAAGAUAGCAGCCAAAGUCUACCACUAUGGUGGCGUUCACAGCGGCUGUGGAGUGGCCUCACUCGUCUGGUACGGGGGGUUCGUUGGCGUCCUGUCCCACCAGUACUGGGCAACAACCCCAGCCUCGGCCAUGAUCCGCCUUUCCGCCGCGCCAGUCACGCUAGCGUAUAUCAUCCUGGUCCUGCUGUUAGCGAUAAUCGUGGUGGCACACCCCACGUUCCGCAUGAAACGGCACGACUAUUUCGAACUCACCCACCGUUUCUCGGGGUGGCUGAUCGUAGCCUUGUUCCUCGCCUUGCUGAUGGUCUUCGCCCACGAAGCCAGCCAAUCCAUGCACAAACCCCUCGGCAACUUCCUCGUCACCCUCCCAGCCUUCUGGUUCCUCGUUCUCACCGUCAUCUCCAUCAUUCAGCCUUGGCUCUUCCUCCGCAAGGUCGCGGUGCGGGCCGAGCCUCUCUCCACCCACGCCACCCGCCUCCACUUCGACCACACGACAACAACCUUCGCAAAGGGCAUCCAACUUGCCAAGCACCCCCUCCGCGACUGGCACAGCUUCGCCACCUUCCCAGACACGCCAGCGGGAACGGACGGCCCAUCCAGCUUCUCAUGCCUAGUCUCCAAAGCCGGCGACUGGACAACCAACACGAUUCAGCAACCGCCAACCCACCUCUGGAAGCGAGGUGUGUUGACACACGGCUUUGCAUACGCGAUGCGUGUUUUCAGCCGUGUAAUCGUCGUCACAACAGGCUCAGGCAUCGGGCCCUGCUUGUCCUUCCUGGGCGACAAGAACCGGCCUGCGCUGCGCGUGCUCUGGCAGACUCGCGCGCCUCUCAAGACAUACGGUGAGGGCGUGAUGGAGAUGGUGCAUCGGAUGGAUUGUGCUCCCAUCAUUAUGGACACGAACAAGUGUGGCCGCAUCGACAUGGUCCCCAUUAUCCUGCAGCAGAUUAAGUACUUUGAUGCCGAGGCGGUGUGCGUGAUCAGUAACCCUGUGCUGACGGGGCGAAUUGUGUAUGAGCUUGAAGCGCGAGGAAUUCCGGCGUUUGGCCCAAUUUUCGAUUCCUGA
This is a messenger RNA of Penicillium arizonense, 1491 nucleotides long. Its product is annotated as integral membrane protein TmpA. NCBI's taxonomy places the organism in Eukaryota, Fungi, Ascomycota, Eurotiomycetes, Eurotiales, Aspergillaceae. Gene Ontology annotation, biological process: conidium formation; sexual sporulation resulting in formation of a cellular spore; regulation of conidium formation. The record is from RefSeq and is a predicted model, not a curated record. Bases 1 to 1491 code for a protein of 496 amino acids. The transcript has a single exon.